Molecule: messenger RNA, 285 nt
Organism: Rotaria sp. Silwood1
Lineage: Eukaryota; Metazoa; Rotifera; Eurotatoria; Philodinida; Philodinidae
Source: the annotation of a GenBank genome assembly
AUGCCUCUUGUCUUCAUCUUCUGUCAAAUUCAAUCGGCAACAAGUAAGGGUAACGAUUAUAAAUUGAAUGAUAUUGAUAUUGGUGAUGAUCUUUAUGAAACAUUACCUAUUCAACAUCAUCGUCUUCAUCGUCAAGAUUUUCGACGAGCUUCAUUACGUUAUCAUCCCAAUGUUUUAUAUAAAAAAGCCAGUCUUCGACCAAUUAUUGGUCAAAAUGGAAAACUUAUAUUUACCAAACGAGAUCGAAUUCGACGUUAUUUAUCACCAUUGAUCAAUGAAGAUUAA